Molecule: messenger RNA, 1086 nt
Organism: Parastagonospora nodorum SN15
Lineage: Eukaryota; Fungi; Ascomycota; Dothideomycetes; Pleosporales; Phaeosphaeriaceae
Exons: 2
Coding region: 1-1086 (361 amino acids)
Molecular function (GO): methyltransferase activity
Source: RefSeq, a predicted model, not a curated record
AUGGAAGCUGUUUCUUCGCCUGGGACUGAUGCGGAGAUGGAUAUGGGAGGGGCGGACAUUGAUGUUGACGCAACCUACACCUCCUACCAAGAAUCCGCCGACGCCCAAACCGACCGCGCAUCCUACGCCUCCUCCAGCAUCUGCUCCCUCGCCUCCUCCGCCACACGCUACCGCUAUGAAAAUGGACGCCGCUACCACGCCUGGCGCGACGGCACCUACUACGCGCCCAACGACGAAGGCGCGCAAUCCUACGAGCUGAUCGUGCACCACCUCUGGCUCCUCACGUUGCACGACAAGCUCUUCCUCGCGCCCAUCACUUCGCCCAAACGCAUCCUCGACGUGGGCACCGGCACGGGGCUGUGGGCCGUAGACAUCGCCGACCACUUCCCCGCCGCCGAGAUUACCGCGACCGACCUCAGCCCGAUCCUGUACACCGCCGCGCCGCCGAACCUCGUGUUUGAAAUCGACGAUGCCUGCAGCGAGUGGACGUAUCCGCCCGACCACUUCGACUUCAUCCACAUCCGCGGGCUAACUGGGUGCGUCAAGGACUGGCCGCACAUGUACGCGCAGGUCUACGCCCACCUCGCGCCCGGCGCGUGGUUCGAGCAGCUGGAAUUUGAAAUCCGCACGAAUGCCGACCCGGCGAGUGGGCGCCAUGCCGACCAGAUUGUCGCGGCGUUUAGCGAUAGUGUGAUUGAUGUGGGCGAGAGGCUGACCGGCAUGACGUUCAAGAUUGUCGAGCAGAUGGCGGCGCUGUUGCCGCAGGCCGGAUUUGUGGAUGUCCAUGAAGAGAGGUUUAUUUGGCCGAUUGGGGCGUGGCCGAAGGAUCCGCAUUUGAAGGAUUUGGGGAGGUGGGGAGAGAGGAAUUGGAGUGAGGGGAUUGAGGGGUGGGUCAUGGCGCUGUAUACGCGAUUACUUGGGUGGACGUACGCAGAAGUGCAAGCUUUUGUGAAGGAUUUUAGGAGCGUGAUCAAGAACCGUGGGAAUCAUUUCUAUCACGAGGUCAGGUGUGUUUAUGCGCGGAAACCAUUCCCGGGCGAGGUUGUGGAGAAGAGUGGGGAUGAUGGAGCGAGCGCUGAAGCAUAA